UAUUGAGACGGAUUUAGACUUGUAUAACUUCUUCCCCUCUUCUCUAAUUAAUAUUCUUGCCAAUCUUCUCUCUCUCUCUUGUAAUAAUUGUGAUUGGAGUAGCAUCAAGUAUGUAGCUAUGUAGCAAGUGCAGCUAUAUAUAAAUCCAUGUUGGUAGCAUAGUUGUCUCAGACGUAUACUUGUGCGGAGUCAGUGGCUAUAUAUAUAUAUGGAUAACAAGUGUAGACAAAAACAUUCCAAGACUCAAAAUUCUUGCAGUUGCAGCUCAUGUGAAGAGGUUAGCAGUAUGGAGUGGGAAGUGAUAAAGAUGUCUGAAGAAGAAGAAGAUAUAAUUCGUAGAAUGCACAAGCUUGUGGGAGACAAGUGGGGACUGAUAGCUGGAAGAAUUCCCGGGAGAAAAGCUGAGGAGAUUGAAAGAUUUUGGUUGAUGAGAAAUAAAAGUGAGAGUUUUAAGAGCAACAGGAUGAGGAUCAUAUCCAUACCCCUACAGCAACAACAACAACAACACAAUUCUUGAUCUCUUCUCUUCCUUGUACUCAUCAACAAAUAUGUAAAUGUAUAUACGCUAUUAUUAUUAUUAUUAUUAUACUCCAACUUCUAGUCCAUAUAUAUUUUCUACGACAAUGAUCAAUAAAAAAAGAGUAUGGUAUUAUGUUAGAAUGAGUACGGCUGAUUCUUCU
Sesamum indicum (sesame) is the source of this 680-nucleotide messenger RNA. Its product is annotated as MYB-like transcription factor ETC3. Gene Ontology annotation, cellular component: nucleus. The record is from RefSeq and is a predicted model, not a curated record. Gene Ontology annotation, molecular function: transcription cis-regulatory region binding. Gene Ontology annotation, biological process: regulation of DNA-templated transcription; cell differentiation. NCBI's taxonomy places the organism in Eukaryota, Viridiplantae, Streptophyta, Magnoliopsida, Lamiales, Pedaliaceae.